UGGUGUCCCGCGGCGCGCGCACAGCUCCGGGUGCAGCCGCCUCAGCCGCAGCAGCGCCGGGAGCCGCUCGCCCUCCUUCCUCCUCCUCCUUCCUCCUUCCUCCUCCUCCCAUCGCCGCCCUUCCUCACCCUCCUCCUCCUCCUCCUCCUCCUCCCGCAGCCUCCUCGCCCCUUCCCCCGGCCCCGCGAAGAUGGUGGACCGCGAGCAGCUGGUGCAGAAGGCCCGGCUGGCCGAGCAAGCCGAGCGCUACGACGACAUGGCGGCCGCCAUGAAGAACGUGACGGAGCUGAACGAGCCUCUGUCUAACGAAGAGAGGAACCUGUUGUCAGUUGCCUACAAAAACGUGGUGGGGGCACGGCGCUCCUCUUGGCGGGUCAUUAGCAGCAUUGAGCAGAAGACCUCUGCUGAUGGGAACGAGAAGAAGAUAGAAAUGGUCCGUGCCUACCGUGAGAAGAUCGAGAAGGAGUUGGAAGCGGUGUGCCAGGAUGUGCUGAGCCUGCUGGACAACUACCUGAUCAAGAACUGCAGCGAGACGCAGUAUGAGAGCAAAGUCUUCUACCUGAAGAUGAAAGGGGACUAUUACCGCUACCUGGCCGAGGUGGCCACCGGUGAGAAGAGAGCGACCGUGGUGGAGUCUUCAGAGAAAGCCUAUAGCGAAGCCCACGAGAUCAGCAAGGAGCACAUGCAACCCACCCACCCCAUCCGGCUGGGGCUGGCGCUUAACUACUCGGUUUUCUACUACGAGAUCCAGAACGCCCCGGAGCAGGCCUGCCACCUGGCCAAGACCGCCUUCGACGACGCCAUCGCCGAGCUGGACACCCUCAACGAGGACUCCUACAAGGACUCAACCCUCAUCAUGCAGCUCCUCCGUGACAACCUAACGCUCUGGACGAGCGAUCAGCAAGACGACGACGGCGGAGAAGGCAACAACUAAGACCCCCCCCCGAUGGACUGGCAGCCGCACGCUGAUGCUAACUACUGCAGUCUUUAUUUUUUUCCCACCAGUUGGGGGAGGGGGGGGUGCCGGGGGUGGGGGAGGGGGAAGGGGAGGGGUCACCUUCCCAGGGGAGGAGGCCCCCCACAACCUGUCUUUGAUUGCCUCGUUGACAUUUUUGCCAAAACACCAGUAGUGGAAGUCAGGCUGGCUGUGCUGGUUAUGGAAUAGCAGCCUCACUGGCAUAUGGACUGUUCUGUAGAUUAUUCAUACAAGUGGAGCUGUCUUUAAUUUAACUUUAUCGCUAGAAAGGAGAAAAAAAGAAGGGGUGGAAGACGAUUUUUUUUUUGCCUGGAUGGAAUGGCCCUCGUUUUUAAGGAAAGCAAGACAAAAAAAAAAAAAAAAAAGGAGGAAAGCUUAAAAAAAAAACAAAACAAAAAAAAAAAAGGGAGUUCUGUGGUUCCAGUAAGGCUUCGUGUGUUUGUUUCUUCAGUCCAAGUGCCCUGUGUCCCCACCGCACCGCGGGGCGUCUCUGCAGCGGCUGCAGUCCCCAAAUUGAGAAGGAAUUAAAAAAAAAACCCAAACAAACAAACAAAAAAACCCCCAACAAUCUAAAGAAUUUGGGGCUUGCAAAGCCCCGGGAUUUAGGCCAUCCAGUCUCUUUUUUUUUUGUAUUCAUUUUGGUUGAAGAUAUUUAUGAGGGUAGCUUACAGUAUUAACACUAAAUUGCAGUUUACAGUAUUUCUACGUUACAGCCAUAUGACAUCAAGCCUUGGAUUGUCUGUUGUUGGGUUGGGUUUUUUUGUUGGGUUGUUGUUGGUUUUUUUUCUUUUUUGCUGGUUUUUCUGGCUUGCCUUUCUGAUCAGUCCUUGCCUGUGGACUGGCUUUAGCUAUUCUGUGUCACCCAAGGCAAGAAGACCACCCACCAGCCCCAGGAACAUCAAAAAGCUGCUCUAGUUUUUUGGUCAACAGCUUAACAGGUGCUUGGCAAGCGGCUGUUUCAACUAUUUUAAGUCCACAGCAAAAGGUUUAAGAACUUAAUUAGACAAGGGGGAAGUGUUUCAACUUAAAAUGCCACUUAAAUAAAAAAAAAAAAAGAAGAAGAAUAAAAAUGUAAAAAAGAGCAUUCAGGUCUGUAUGUCAUGUACUGUGUUUGGUAUUUCCAAAAGACCAUCCUGAUUUUAAGGUGCCACAGCUGCUUCCUCAGGGAUUGCACUGCCAUUUCACUCUGCCUGACUUUCUCCCACUGUACCAUGAGGUUUGUCAGCAGAUCCCUGGCACCCAGGCUCCCUUGUUUGUCACCAGGGAAGCCAGGUGCCUUUUCCUUUCUCCUGGGGAAGCUUGUGGUGUAAUGAGUGAACUUCAGGAGCUUAGAAACUUAAUUUGGUAGAGAAAUCCUCCAGGGAAGAGCUACAAUCAUAGACAUUUUGAUCAACCAUCGGGGGCCCAGGAGCUUAGUUCUCUUCUUAGCAAAAUCUUUUGAGCCUGGCUGAUCUGGCUGGGGGUGGGAGACGGGGCAUCUGAGUUACUUCCCAGGUGAUACUGACCCCGUUUUGAGUGAAUUUCUUACUUUCGAGUGUUGAUUUCCACGCUGUGGUUUGGAAGUUCACUGCUGUUCUCUGGCUGGCAGAGUGUUGUGCCGCCCACCCAGGGAAACCCCGCGUUCCUGCUUUUUUUUCCUCUUGAUUUUGGUUAGGACACAGGCUUUCCCUGUCCCUUUCGGGAGUCGCCACGUCCUGCUCCUGUUGCUGCUGUUGCUGCACACCCGGCACGGCCGCUCCAGCCCGGCUCCCCGCAGCCGGGCACGUCUGUGCCCUGAUCCUCGGGGAGUCGGUGGAGCUGAGGGCGGUGUUUGGCCUCCAGGUGUCAUCACCCCGGUGAUGCUGGCAAAGCUGGAUGUUGUGCCCGGGAUGCCUUGGCAUGCAGAGUCCUUCCCUGGUGAGUGUUGGGUGGCCCAACAGCCACAGCCAGACACGCUGCCGGGACGUGCCAUGGACUGGAAGAUCCCUUUAGGCUUCUUACCCUUGCCUCACCCUCCUGUCCCAUGAGCAGUCUUGUCCCAGCUGUAUCAUUUGGAAGUGAUUUACUGGAAUUACAAAACCUAUCUCCUUUAUUUCUUUUCUCUUUCUUUUUCUUUUCUCUUUCUCAGCUUUUGCUCUGGCUGCUUUAGGAAACUUCUGCAGGAGAGAUGGCACAAGAGGGCUAAAAACAGAGUGAGGGUCAGGGACUUGGAUUUUUAAGCAGCUUGAAUGGUUUCUUUGGUUUUUUAAGAGAUGCACUUGCCUAUGAUACUGUCUCUCCAGUGAAAUGAUUACUGCUCCAUUACUCUAUUGAUACAAUAUUGUGCAUGCUAGUGUCGUAUUUCUAUACAGUAGCUUGAAAUUUAUUAACUUAUACUGUAGAUGUUACGUAUUCCUAUGACAAAAUAGUCUUCAAAAGAUUUUUUUUAAAGGUUUUUAAUUUAUUUUUUCCUUUUUUUUUCCCUUUUCAUUUCUUUUCCUUUCUGGGAGGGGGGGGGAGGGGGGGAAGGGGAGUUAAAGUUUUGCUCUACCAAAUAGUGAUCGUAACAAACUGAUCUGUUAAUGGAUGUUGCUAUAGUGACAUGCAAUUCUAUAUGAUGAUUUCUUUUUUUUUUUUUGGGGGGGGGGGUUAAAAAGGAAAAACAAUUAAAAAAAAAAAAGAAAAAAAAAAAAGAAAAAGAAAACACCAGUGUUAGCUUAAUCUUAAUGUCUGGUGUUCGUCAUGGUGAAAUUAUAACUAUUACAGUGUAGGAGAACAAUGACUGUGUUCUUUGAAUGAGCCUUUGUUUGUGCUUUUUGUCAUGUUAUAUGCAGUGAACUAUUUUUAAGGUCUGAUCAGUGAUUCUCUUCUUUUUCUUUUUUUUUUCUUCUUUUUCUUUUUUUUUUUCCCGAACUCUCCGUGUUUCUGUAAGGAAUUCUUUCACACACGGACCAUUCUUAGCAGGUUGUUUUGUUUUGGGUUUUGGUUUUUUUUUCCCCUCAGUGAUGGAAUAUCAUGAAUGUGAGUCAUUAUGUAGCCGUCGUACAUUGAGCAAAUAAACUUACAGAUCUGACGUCAA
This is a messenger RNA of Apus apus (common swift), 4013 nucleotides long. RefSeq names its product tyrosine 3-monooxygenase/tryptophan 5-monooxygenase activation protein gamma (gene YWHAG). Gene Ontology annotation, biological process: signal transduction. The transcript is spliced from 2 exons. The record is from RefSeq and is a predicted model, not a curated record. Lineage: Eukaryota; Metazoa; Chordata; Aves; Apodiformes; Apodidae. Gene Ontology annotation, cellular component: cytoplasm. Gene Ontology annotation, molecular function: protein kinase C binding. The coding region runs from base 191 to 934 and encodes 247 amino acids.